Messenger RNA from Trichobilharzia regenti, 6426 nucleotides. Lineage: Eukaryota; Metazoa; Platyhelminthes; Trematoda; Strigeidida; Schistosomatidae. The record is from the annotation of a GenBank genome assembly.
CUCACUUGGGUUAUGAUGCUUUGUGCCUAACAUUUGACCCUCAAUUUUGGCGUUUUUAUACCUCUUAAACCCUUAUCUCUCAAGUUUAUCUCCUCUAAAAUUCUAUUGUUAAAAUUCAUCCGUUUGAUUAUAUUCUUUUCGAUUUCGUUACCGCCAAUUAUGAAACACAAUGAGUCAUUAUCGUUACAAUGGUUGGAUAAUUGAUAAAUUUGAAGGCAAAAUAGAAUUGCAUGACUAGAUAUUCAAAGAUCGUGCUUCUUAUUGGCCCCCCCUCCUGUUCUACUUCUUCGUAACCCUGCAGGAGUAUAGUGCUCUUCUAUCUUCUUGGACAAAACUCGAGUCGAACAACAUGAGCAGGUGAAAUGGCAACAGCGGGAUCUUGUCCUUCAGGUUACUGUAUAAUGAAGGUCUACUGCAAAACGCUAUUAUCAACGAUGCAGCAGGGAAUAUCCUUUCCAGGGACUUUGACAUCCUUCUUUUAAUGAUAUUAUGGCGCAUACAAGUCCAUUUCAAGUGACUAUUUCUCCUCUUUGUAUGAAGAAAGAUUUUAUGAGUAUUACUAACAAUAUUACGUCAACUACAACUACUACAAAUACCAAUUCAAUACCUCCUACUAACGCUACUACAGAUAAUAAUAAUAAUAAUGCCAGUAGUAAUAUCAUUAUCAAUCCAACAAAUAUCGUGGUAACACCAGCACAUUUACUCAACCUACUACCUGGUGCUAUCCCACCUGAAACCACCCUAUACUUCUACGGUAAAAUAACACGUGAACAAGCUGAAGAAUUAUUAUUUAAACAUGGCGCCAGUGAAGGUCUCUUUCUGUUGAGAGAGUCUGUAAAUAGAAAUUAUGCAGUAUCGAUAUGUCAUAUGGGUCGUGUGCAUCAUUAUAAUGUUGAAAGACAAACAGAUUAUUCAUAUAGGAUACAAACAGGUCAUAAAUUUAUUGGUCCAGUUGAAUUAGUUCAACAUCAUUCAAAUCAACUAGAUGGUUUCCUGACACUGGCUAAACUUCCAUUGAAUCGUCCACAAGGUGUUUCACCUAUCGUAUUACAAGGAUUAAAUUCUGAUGAAUUGGAAAAGUGUUUACGCGUGAAAGCUACAGAAAUGGGAUUGAAAGGACAAAGUAUAGAAGAAGCACUCAGCGGACCUAUGCGUAAUCAUUUACGAUUUUUGGUAGUAAAAGAUUUACACUUAAUUCAACCCUGGUAUCAUCAUACUAUCCGACGACGUGAUGCUGAAUUACGCCUGGCGAAUGAAGGCAGUCCAGAAGGUGCAUUUUUAGUACGCUAUCGUAAAGAAGAUGGAGUAUACGUGUUAAGCUUAACAAGUCAUAAUGAACCGAAACACUAUCGGAUAGAAGAACAUUUAGGCAGAUGGUCUAUAGAAGGUGGACAAUACUUUGAAACACUUAUGGAAUUAAUUGAUCAUUAUCAUUUUCGUCAAGAUGGUCUAUUAUGCAAAUUACAGAAACCAGUUUCUGCGCCUAUUAGUUAUACACGUUCACGUUCAGGUUCAGGUAUGGCUAUAAAACAUUCAACGGAUCAUAUUAAAAUUCCUAUGAGUCCAGAGAAAAGUCAACAUUGUAAAGUACAAAGCACAUUUUCAUCAAAUAUAAACCAUAUAAGGAAUGGAAGUCAUUCAUUGCCAGCUUUAACAACAUUUCCUAUUUCUGGAGUUAAUCCCCCACUGAAAAGCACCACUGUUUCUACUACAAGUACUAUUGUGUCUAAUAACAAUAAUAGUGUUUCAUCAAUUCAAUCUGGUAUCCACAAAGAGACAAGUAACAUGCUAACAACGACUACAACAAGAAUGACAACACCAACAGUCUCAACAAUAACAACAACAACAACUGUUUGUUCUUCUCCUCCCUUUUCUACAUCUAUUCCUACUCCUACGAAUCCAACUGCUGCAACCACUACUAGUGGUAUUAAUAGUAGUAGUAGUAGUAAUAGUACAGUUAUUAGACAAGAUUUAAUCUCCUUCAAUGAUUGGCCAAAUGUAACAAUGCUUUUAUCGAAUCAGACUACUACAACGUUACAAUCUCCUUUAAACCGACAGACGACAACACUAACGACAACAGCGCCGACAACAACAUCGCUAUCUACAACACCAGUGAUACCUAAUUCUAAUAAUUUUACAAAUUCUCUAUUGAUUGAUUCUACACGUAUCCCACAAAUGGCACUGCUUGACAGAGAUUUACAUGCUGGAAUUACAAGAACAAUGAGCACGGCAACUACUCCAAUGGCUGUUGGUAAUACAAAAGAUACACGUGCCACCGGCUGCUUAAAACCAAUCCGAUUGAAUGAACCUGUCACUUCGCUGGGUAAAGCAUUCGCUGAAGUCGAUAAUGUUAUUGCUCAGGUAGUAUCAAACGCUUUCUCUACUCCAACAGUCAACAACAACAACAGUGCAAAUUCAAGAGUAUCUACAACCUCCUUAAUAAAUCCAUCCAUCACAACGUCAACAGUAGCAAUGCCAAGUACACCGAUGACUGUUAUAACUGCGCCUAAUACAGACCAUUUAAAAAAUAAUAAUAAUUUCAUGUUAUCUAAUAAUGCAAAUCUUAUUCAUAAUACUACUGAAAUCAACAAUAACAGUAGUAGUAGUGGUGGUAAUUGUAAUCAUCAUCACCACCAUCAUGAUAUCAAUGAUACCUUGUUAAAUAAUCAAGUCAACAUUAUUGAUAAAAAAGGCAUACCAAGUCAUAGAGAAUCUCUACCUAUACAAACUUUACACUUUCCACCGAUAUUGGAUACACCAUGGGAGGAACCAGAUUGUAGUGAAGAUCACGCAUUGAGUACAUCAAGCAGUGGUGGUUCCUGUACUGGAGGAGGUGGUGUUGGUGCUAUUGGUGGUAUUUUUGGUAGUGUCAGUGGUUUUAGUAAUUCCAGCACAACACCAACUAGUACAAUAACAACAACAACAACAACGACAACACCAACACCACCAGCAACAACAACAGCAACAAACGUAUCUACAUUUAUAGGGAAUAAUCCAUUUCUACCAUUUAUAAGUCCAACUUUAACUCGACGUACCUCAUCAACAUCAUCACCAUCAUCAGCGACAGUCAUAAACCCCAAUAGAACACAAUCAUUAACAUCGCCAGAUAUGAGUACAUUUUGUUCAGCUAUAUGUUGUCAUCAUUCAGUACAAGGACAAAAUUGUAACCCACCGAUGACAAUGCCAUCACCACAAUUUCAAUCAAAUCGUAGUGCUUGGGCUAAUGCAAUCAGUCCUGAGAAUGCUCAACAAAUUUAUGAUGAAUUACCACCAUCCAACUUUCUGUUAAGUUCACAAACUGUAACAUUAAAAGAAAGAUUAGGUGGAGGAAAUUUUGGUCAUGUUGUCAAAGGAUUGUAUAGAACACCAUCUGGUCAAGAGGUUCCAGUUGCGGUGAAAACACUGAAACCGAAUCAAAUUGUCAGCGCCGGAGAAGCUACAAGAGAAAUAUUAGCUGAAGCGCGUACAAUGGCCCAAUUGAAACAUCGUCAUAUAGUAAGAUUAAUUGGCGUGUGUAAAGAAGAACAAUUUAUGCUUGUCCUUGAGUUGGCGCCUUUAGGUCCUAUCAAUAAAUAUUUGAAAAGACGUCCUGAUGUCAGUGUACAUACAUUAACUGAACUAAUGCAUCAAGUUGCCUUGGGUAUGGCAUACUUAGAAUCAUGUAAAUUUGUACAUCGUGAUUUAGCUGCACGUAACGUUCUAUUGGUUACCCGGCAUUUUGCAAAAAUUAGUGAUUUUGGAAUGAGUAAAGCCCUAAAUUUUGGUAGUGAUUAUUAUAGGGCAGCAACUGCUGGUAAAUGGCCAUUGAAAUGGUAUGCUCCAGAGUGUAUUUAUUACUUUCGUUUUGAUUCAAAAUCAGAUGUAUGGAGUUAUGGAAUUACACUGUGGGAAGUUUAUUCCUAUGGUGAACGACCGUAUAGGGAUAUGAAAGGUGCACAAAUAUUAGCAAUGCUUGAUCAAGGUCUCCGGUUAUCACGUCCUAGUCGAUGUCCUGAGUCUAUCUAUAGUGUUAUGCAACAAUGUUGGAAUUUUGAAGGAGUUCAUCGGCCAACAUUUGCUGAACUUGUCCUGACAAUAUCACGUAUACUUAAAGCUAUGCCUUCACCACAAACGAAUGUGUGCAUUCCUAACAAUAACAAUAAUAAUAACAAUAAUAAUAUUCACACUACUAAUAUCAGUAGUGUUAGUAAUCGUAAUGGUAUUCCCACUACUUCUAGUACUGCUACUACUUCUGCUGCUGCUUCUAUCAAUACUACUCACAAUACUAAUAUCAGUAGUAGUAUGAUGUCAUGUAAUACAACCAUAAAAUUUGAUCAUUUUCAUCAUUCACCUACACAUCAACAUACACUGAGUGGGAUUAAUGAUAAUAAACAUAAUAAUAAUACAGGCUUACAGCCAAUAGAAUUUAGUCCAUCGAGACGUAUUGUCGGUGGAAUUGGAACCACAAGUACAAGUUCUGGAGGAAGUGGUGUCAACAGUGGUGGAAGUGAUGGAAUUUCAUUUUAAAAAAAUUAUUAUUUUGUUAUUUUAAUAUAUAUGGACCUAUUUGAUUUAUUACGUGAUAUAAUUAUCGGGGAUAAAGUUCAACUGACCAACCGACCGACCGCCAGACUGGCUGGCUGACUGACUGACCUACCACCUCACAGUGUUCAAUAUUCAGGCGUAAACAGCUGACAUCCAUUCUACGAUGAAUACAUUUCUCACCAUUCUUAUUUUGUGAACCUCUAUCCGUCUCUCUCUCGUGCGCGCGUGCUUUCUGUAUAUGCACUUCUUAUUGUGUCAGCCUCCUUGUUUCCCCAUCACUCGUACCACCCAUCCCAUCUUUGUUCCCCUGCCUGUUUGGGUUUCUUUACUCACUUCAUCUAAUCUCGAUGCAUUUCAGUACACAGUCUUAUUGAAAAGAGAAUCAUAGUCUUCUGUAGGAGAUUAGACAGAUACCAUAAACACACGAUCAUUAUUCCCUAUUCUGUCUUUUUUUAAUUGUCUCUAUCAUUUGUGAUGCCUCAGUACUGUCAGUCUCCAGGUUUUUGUCGUCGCUUCGUCUUAUUCUGUCGAUAGGAAAUGAAGAAUUCUUAGCUUUUCAUUGAAUCCGUUGAUUCCAACCCCCCCCCCGCUUCUGUUCACUGCCUCCAAAUCCCGCCCUAAUCCUCCCCCUUCCCCAACAAUUCACACUGGUGCCUCAUUUUAUUUGUUCUUGUGUGUGUUAUAUGUCAAAAUAGAAAGCUGAAAUUAUGGCUGGUCAACACAAAUUGGAACUAAAAUGGAAAGCAGAAAAUGCAUUUAUGAUUUCAAGUUAUCCAGAAAUAGCUAACAUGUGAUUUUAUGUUAAAAGUAUUUUUCCCUUCUUUUUAUCCCCUCCAACCUACCCCGAUUCCCUCUUCCCUUCUUCCCCUCUUCCCCCGUCUUCAUCCGGGAUUUGUAUCUGGGCCUCUUCUUGGCGUUUUUUUUUCACUCAGUCUAUUUUUGACGACAAAAAUAUGUGUGUGUGUGUUGAAAUGUUGUCACUUCUUCAGUGAUUUUUCUGUUGAACAUAAUGUUCAGUACACUGUCUUCUUCUUCUUGGCUGCAUCCUCUUAGUCGCUCUCUUCAUCAUCAUCCUCCUCCUCCUAUUCCGCCAUUUUCCUCUUACUUUGACUUCCCCCCUGCUAAUCCUAGUUCUCUUCCUCAUACUCCUGUUGAUUCAUAUUCUCUUCCUUCCUACUACUCUCACUACUCUUACUUCUCCCCUCUUCUUCAUACACUUACUCUCUACUCUGCCCAUCCCUUUGUUCGUCUAUCUGUUCAUUCUUUGUUUAUCUCUUCUUAUUUUAAUAUUCCCGCUUCAUUUUAAAUUAAUUAUGGCGGAGAAAGAGGAGAAGUAAAACAAACAGAGUAAAACACAAUAAAUAAAUAAACUAAAUUAAAUUAUAAAUUAAAUCAACAAAUGACAUAGAGUGAAGAAGAAAAAUUAACAAAAUUGUUUUUGUACAAAUUAUAUACACUGAUUAUUAUGAUUACAAAUUAUGAAUAUGAUAUAUGAAUGAAUAAUUAUCCUUGUUUCGACUUUAAUUUCUAUUUCAAUGUCCAAGGUGUAGAGAGAGAGACAGGGAGAGAGAGAGAGAGAGAGCCAAAACCAAAUCUUUAAGUUAGGGAAAUAAUUUCAGCUUUGACAACGGAUUGAUGUCAGUUAGAGAAGCAUUGAACACCGCCUACAGGGGUGUACUGGAUAGAUGACUGUCUCGUCCUAGUUUGUGAUACAUUGAUGGCAUAUACCCACAGCUAGGGUUCGAAUCCAAGGCCUUUCGGUAAUAAUUCAAGCUCGCUGACCAGUAUUCAGCCGCUGGGACGCGAAUCAAUGGCCAAUUCAAGUAUUCUCACUUCUACAAAUUCAUGAUUUUAGUAGGACUGGCACGAGCCAAUACUUUUCUCAUUCCUUCAUGUUCCCAG